This is a messenger RNA of Lathyrus oleraceus (garden pea), 3819 nucleotides long. RefSeq lists its product as uncharacterized. The record is from RefSeq and is a predicted model, not a curated record. The coding region runs from base 1347 to 3803 and encodes 818 amino acids. The transcript is spliced from 3 exons. Gene Ontology annotation, molecular function: zinc ion binding; nucleic acid binding. Lineage: Eukaryota; Viridiplantae; Streptophyta; Magnoliopsida; Fabales; Fabaceae.
CUAGCAUUAGGAGGGACAGCUGGCGAUGAUCCCUCAAUGGAAAGGAGGUCUCUUUCUCGGAGCAUUAAAUAAAAAGAAAAGAAAUCUUCUUGAAAAACCAGAUACUCAUGACCCUCUCUCUCGGCUGAAACAAAAAGAAAGAAGGAAAAACUUUCAUUGUUCCUCUUCAUCCUCUUCCACACGCACCGCCGACAAACUCUCAACACCACCACCCGUCGCUCACGUUACAAACUCCACCCUCCGACGACGCCCUUUUCUCGUCGUCACCGAUACACACCGCCAUUUUCGUGAACAACCAUGCACUUUCUCCGUCGAUAUUCCCUCCACCGCUAGACACAACGGUGCACCACGACGUUUAACCUUACAUUCAUUUCCGUACAUCGGCCAUAUCUUCGCAACCCAGAAACUCAUCCAAGCAAAACUCAAACCAUGCAAUAGCAACUCAACGGUGUGAUACGACAUCGAACAACAACAGAGCCUCUUGCUUCAACUUUGUUUUAGAUGAUUUCGAGUUAACAAGGCGUUUUUCGAUUGGAUUGCUGUUGGUUUUGAUUUUUUUAUGCAGGUACUGGUUCGGUUAGGAUUCAAAAUGGAAGGCUAAAAACACCAGAUUCGCUCCACUAACGAUAGAGUUUCGAGAGGUAGCAGACACAUUUCCGAAGGCGAUGUAUUCACUAUCGGCGAUCGUGUUCUGGUGUGUUUUGUGAUUUAGAGUGAAAAUCAAGUGAAAAGAAAUAGAGUCCGCAUAUCCCAAAUCGAAAGCAUGGCAACCAACUACUCGUAAUGAUCUUCUUGGAGCUGUUAAACUGCACCGUUCAGCAGAGUCAGAGAAAGGGGGAGAAACGCUGAAGAGAAAGAGAAGGAAGAGGAAAAGGCCAAAGAGUGCUCAGAGCUUCCUUCAAUCCAAAGAGAUAAAGAGGAGUAGCUAUUGUUGAGGUUUGAAGAAUAAGUGUAGAGUUAUUCUACAGAGUCGAGUCAAAUGCUCUGGUCAUGUGACACCGGGGUUAUGGGAUUCGAUAGUUAUUAUUUACGUUGUUUAUGAUGACUAAUAUGUUGAGAUGUUUUGUUGAAAUAAUGUUGAACAUUAUUAUGAAUUGUUAUAUGAUGAAUGAUAAUAUUUGUGUUGUUGUCCGCUGCGAAGUUUUAAUUUUAAUAAAUAAUAUGUUUUAUGUUGUGAUGCGAUAAUUGUUAUGUUGUAAGAAAUGUAAACUCUUCUACAUGUUGUACUCUGAUAAUCUAUUUAAAUAUGUCGUUUGGGUAGAAGGGUGUUACAUUAGUGGUAUCAGAGCAUAGUCAGUCCAGUCGAGUCAUAACGUGAUGUUUUCCCUGUUGGUCGAUUAGUGUAAAUGACACUGUCGAUAUUUAACGGUGGUGGCUGUGUUGUGCAGAGUAUGGCUGGAGAAAAUGACCGUGCGAUUGCUGAGGCUUUGGCUGCUAUGGCGCAGGCUAUGCAGGCGCAGCAGAAUCCGCCGGUCGACGAGUUUAGGAAUUUGGGAAGGUUUCUGAAGAAUAACCCUCCUACAUUCAAAGGGCGCUAUGAUCCAGAUGGUGCUCAGAUUUGGCUGAGGGAAAUUGAGAAGAUUUUCCGGGUGAUGACGUGUACUGAAGCACAGAAGGUGCAGUUUGGUACGCAUAUGUUAUCUGAAGAGGCUGAAAACUGGUGGGAUAACACUCGCCAGAGAAUUGAAGUACCAGGUGCUGAGAUGACUUGGGAAAGGUUCAAGACGGUCUUUCUGGAGAAAUAUUUUCCUGCUGAUGUGCGAUGUAAGAAGGAGAUGGAAUUUCUAGAACUGAAGCAGGGUAACAUGUCUGUUGCUGAUUACGCUUCGAAGUUUGAGGAGCUGGUGCAGUAUUGUCCUCAUUAUAAUGAUGCUGAUGCUGAGGAAUCCAAGUGUGUCAAGUUUGAGAACGGGUUACGUCCCGAGAUCAAACAAGGCAUUGGUUACCAGGAGAUUCGUAGGUUUCCUACACUGGUUAAUAAGUGCAGGAUAUUUGACGAAGAUAGCAAGGCUAGGACUGCUCACUACAAGAGUCUUAGUGAGAAGAAGAAUAAGGAUCGUGGUAGUCCUUAUGCAUCUCCGAAUGGUAAAGGUAAGCAGAAAGUGGUAGAUGCGAAGAAGCCAAGUGGGGGAGGAUCUCCCAUAGCUGGUAAAUGUUUCAAGUGUGGCGAGCCAGGCCACCGUGCUGAUAGCUGUACCAAGAAAGUGCUGAGAUGUUUCCGAUGCGGUCAGGCUGGUCAUAGAGUUACUGAAUGUAAGGAUGCUGGUCCGACAUGUUUUAAUUGUGGCGAGAAAGGCCAUAUCAGUUCGCAGUGCUCGAAACCGAAGAAGGCGGCUACUGCAGCUCAUACUACUGGUAGGGUGUUUGCUCUGAGUGGGACUGAAGCUCCUAAAGAAGAUAAUCUGAUUAAAGGUACUUGCUUGAUUAAUAAUGUUGAAUUGCUUGCUAUUGUUGACACUGGUGCUACCCAUUCGUUUAUUUCGUAUGAGUGUGCGACCAGGAUUGGUGUGAUUAUGUCGUCCCUAGGCGGAAGUAUGGUGAUAGAUACUCCUGCUAAUGGUUCUGUGAAGACUUCUGUUGUCUGUCGAGGUUGUCAUUUGACGAUCUUUGAGAGAGAGUUCGUGGUUGAUUUGGUGUGCUUACCCUUGCACCAAAUUGAUAUUAUUCUGGGAAUGAAUUGGCUAGAAUUCUAUGGCGUGUUUAUCAACUGCUAUAGGAAGACGGUGCGGUUUUCUGAAGUUGGUGAGAAUGAUGAGGCAAGAUUUCUAUCUGCUAGGCAGGUGGGGGAUUUUGUGAAAGAUGAAGCUCAGAUAUUCGCUUUAUUUGCGUCUCUGCAAGCGGAUAAGAAAGUGGUGAGUGUAGAUUUGCCUGUUGUCUGUGAAUUUCAGGAUGUGUUUCCGGAGGAUGUAAGUGAUUUACCUCCAGAACGUGAAGUCGAAUUUGCCAUUGACUUAGUACCAGGUACGGGUCCAGUGUCGAUGUCCCCUUAUAGAAUGUCGGCAACUGAAUUAGUUGAAUUGAAGAAGCAACUUGAAGAAUUGCUUGAGAAGAAGUUUGUGCGUCCAAGUGUUUCUCCUUGGGGUGCACCAGUAUUGUUAGUGAAGAAGAAAGAAGGUUCGAUGAGGUUGUGUGUCGAUUAUCGGCAGUUGAAUAAGGUGACUAUCAAGAAUCGGUAUCCAUUGCCGAGGAUUGAUGAUUUGAUGGACCAGUUGGUUGGAGCUCAUGUUUUCAGUAAGAUUGAUUUGCGGUCGGGUUAUCAUCAGAUCCGAGUGAAGUCAGAUGAUAUUGCGAAGACUGCUUUCCGUACGAGGUAUGGUCAUUAUGAAUACACUGUGAUGCCGUUCGGUGUGUCUAAUGCUCCAGGUGUGUUUAUGGAAUAUAUGAAUCGUAUAUUUCAUCCGUACCUUGAUAAUUUUGUUGUGGUGUUCAUAGAUGAUAUAUUGAUAUAUUCUAAGACGGAAGAAGAGCAUGCAGGACAUCUGAGAAUUGUUUUGCAGGUGUUAAGAGAAAAGAAAUUAUAUGCAAAGUUAUCUAAAUGUGAGUUCUGGUUGAAGGAAGUGAGUUUCCUUGGCCAUGUGAUUUCGAGUGGUGGGAUUUCUGUUGAUCCUGCUAAGGUUGUUGCUGUAUUACAGUGGGAGACUCCGAAGUCUGCUACUGAGAUACGCAGUUUUCUGGGGUUAGCUGGUUAUUAUCGCAGAUUUGUUGAGGGCUUCUCUAAGUUGGCAUUGCCGUUGACGCAGUUGACUAAGAAGGUCAAGUGUAUGUGUGGGAUGCAGCUUGUGAAGCGAGUUUUGUUGAGUUGAAGAGGCGGUUGACCAG